This is a messenger RNA of Peromyscus maniculatus bairdii (prairie deer mouse), 1524 nucleotides long. RefSeq names its product putative olfactory receptor 1F12P. Gene Ontology annotation, molecular function: olfactory receptor activity; G protein-coupled receptor activity. Gene Ontology annotation, biological process: G protein-coupled receptor signaling pathway. The record is from RefSeq and is a predicted model, not a curated record. Gene Ontology annotation, cellular component: membrane. NCBI's taxonomy places the organism in Eukaryota, Metazoa, Chordata, Mammalia, Rodentia, Cricetidae.
UUUUGCCAAACGAAACUUUCUCUCUACAGUUCUUCAUGCAGGUACACCCAAUGGAAACAGGAAACCAAACGAAACUUUCUCUCUACAUUCUUCAUGCAGGUACACCCAAUGGAAACAGGAAACCAAACCGGCAUCUCCGAGUUUCUCCUCCUGGGCUUCUCAAGUUGGCCAGGGAAGCAAGGGCUCCUCUUUGCACUCUUCCUGUGUCUCUAUUUAACAGGACUAUUUGGAAACCUACUCAUCCUGCUCGCCAUUGCCUCAAACAAUCAUCUACACACACCCAUGUAUUUCUUCCUUGCCAAUUUGUCCUUGGUAGACCUCUGCCUUCCUUCAGCUACAGUGCCCAAGAUGCUACUGAACAUCCAAACCAAGUCUCAGUCCAUCUCCUACCCUGGAUGCCUGGCUCAGAUGUAUUUCUGUAUGAUGUUUGCCAACAUGGACAAUUUCCUUCUCACUGUGAUGGCAUAUGACCGUUAUGUGGCCAUCUGCCAUCCUUUGCACUAUUCCACCAUGAUGACCCCACGUGUCUGCACCUCUCUGGUGGCUUUCUCUUGGGUCAUUGCCACUUUGAAUCCUCUCUUACAUACCCUCAUGAUGGCCCGACUGCAUUUCUGCUCUGAAAACAUCAUCAACCAUUUCUUCUGUGACAUCAACUCUCUCCUCCCUCUCUCCUGUUCUGACACCAGUCUCAACCAACUGAUGGUUCUGCUUGUGGUGGGACUGAUCUUUGUGGUGCCGUCAGUGUGUAUCUUAGCAUCCUAUGGUCGCAUUGUCUCUGCUGUGAUGAAAAUAACUUCUAUUCAAGGAAAACUCAAGGCAUUCUCAACCUGUGGCUCUCACCUUGCCUUGGUUAUUCUUUUCUAUGGCGCCAUCGCAGGAAUCUAUAUGAGCCCUUCAUCCAACCACUCGACUGAAAAAGACUCGGCUGCAUCAGUCAUCUUCAUGGUUGUAGCCCCUGUGUUGAAUCCCUUCAUUUACAGCUUAAGGAACAAUGAGCUGAAGGGGACUUUUAAAAAGACUCUUGGCCAAAGCAGGAUGCUUUCCUGUCCCCAGCAGCAGCUUAGCCAUCCUCUUGGAGCUGCUGACAGCCGGGAGGCGGGGUACUUGGUCCCUUUGCAAGCCGACCAUAGAGCUGUCAGACCUCCGGGCUUCCUAGAGAGCUUCCGGAAGUGGCUGUGGGGCAAGAUGCGUGCUGGCCGGUUCUGCGGCUCCGAGGGUUUGGAAGUUAGCGGCUGGAGGGGUCCCGCCCGGGUUCGGUGUCCGUCGCGUCUCCUCGCGCGCUUCCCGGUCCGCGCUGGGCCGCCUCCCGCCCUCGGGCAGCGUGCGGAGCUCUCGGUGAGUGCGCUCGGCCGGGCAGGGGCGCGCGGGCUGCGGAGCCCCGAGCGCGGGGAGCGGGUCGGCAGAGGGCCUGCGCCGGCCAAGCAGGCCGACACCCGGCCCCAACUUCCUGCGGGGUCCCGCUUUCCAUCACCGGCAGCCCUGUGUUGUCAAGACUUUAACAUUUUAGAUCCAGAAGAAGCUUAG